AUGCCUUCGAAGCGGACGGCGCCGCCACCGGAAACCCCGGGCGCCUCAAAGGCAGGCAAAGCGUCCCCGUCGUCCAGUCCAAGAUCGUGCACCCGGCAAAGCACUCCCACCCGUGGGAGCGCCAGCAAACUCGACGGCCCGAGAGAAGGCCGCAAAGGCGCCGCCGCCGUCGCCGAGCGCCCGCGGCAGCUCGACAUCAGCGACUUCCCCUACCUGCUCCGCCCCGCCCAAGACAGCCGCGACUUCACCGCGCUUGCGCUGGAGCCCGGCCAACAGACGCGGCCGGUCUGGAUCGCCGGCAGCGGCAGCCUUAUCCUCGAGGCAUUCCACCCGCUUGCAGCGCACGCCCGGGAUCUCCUCGUCGCCAUCGCCGAGCCCAUGUCCCGGCCGGCGCUGGUGCACGAGUACCGGCUCACCGUCCACAGCCUGUACGCCGCUGUGGCGGCCGGCCUGACCCCCGGCGACAUCAUCGCCGCUCUGCAGCGCUGGUGCAAGAACAAGGUGCCGCCCAACGUGGCGCGCUUCAUCCAGCAGUGCGGCAAGAGCUACGGCAAGGUCAAGCUGGUGCUGAGGAAGGCCAGGUAUUGGCUGGAAACGGCCGACCCGGCGGUACUGCGCGUCCUGCUGCAGGAUCCCGAGAUUGCGCGCUGUCGAGCCGACCACGGUACUCAAGUACCGGCCGUGAUCGCGGCGGAGGGCGCGGGCUAUGGACCAUCGCUCCUGGCGGCCUCACAGCGCGGUGCAACCCCAGAGGCAUCCUCGUUGCUCCAUGGCGACGAUGACGACAACGACGACGACGGCGCUAACGGGCCCGUCAUCCACGCGGUCCAGAUCCGGGACGACAAGGUCAGCGCCGUUGCCGAGCGCUGUCUGGCCCUGCGAUACCCUGCCCUCGAGGAGUACGAUUUCCGCAACGACCACGUCAACGCCGACCUGGACAUCGACCUGCGGCCGGGAACCCAGAUCCGGCCGCACCAGGAACAGAGCCUCAACAAGAUGUUCGGCAACGGCCGCGCCAAGAGCGGCAUCGUCGUCCUCCCCUGCGGCGCCGGCAAGACCCUGGUGGGCAUCGCCGCCGCCUGCACCAUCAAGAAGGGGGUCGUCGUCCUAGCCACGGGCAGCAUCGCGGCCGUCCAGUGGCGGGACGAGUUCCUGAAGUGGACCAACGUCGACCCCGCGAGCAUCGCGCUGUUCGUCUCGGGCGAGAAGUCGCCCUUCGCGGGCAGCACCGGCGUCCUAAUCACGACCUACGCCAUGGUGACCAACACGCGCGCGCGGGCCGGCGAGUCGGCCCGGAUGAUAGAGCUCCUCACGACGCGGGAGUGGGGCCUCAUGGUGCUCGACGAGGUGCACGUCGCGCCGGCGCAGACCUUCCGCACCGUCGUCGGCUGCGUCAAGGCCCACGCCAAGCUCGGCCUGACCGCCACGCUGCUCCGCGAGGACGACAGGGUCGACGACCUCAACUUCCUCAUUGGGCCCAAGCUCUACGAGGCGAGCUGGCUCGAGCUGUCCCAGCAGGGGCACAUCGCGAGGGUGCAGUGUGCUGAGGUUUGGUGUCCAAUGCCGAGCGAGUUCUACGAGCAGUAUCUGCGCGCCGGUGCCCGCAGCCGGCCUCUGUUCUGCGCCAUGAACCCGACCAAGUUCCAGGCGUGUCAGUACCUGAUCCGGUACCACGAGAGCCGCGGCGACAAGAUCAUUGUCUUCUCCGACAACGUCUACGCCCUCGAGGUCUACGCGAAGAAGCUGAUGAAGCCCUUUCUGUACGGCGGGACGAGCAACGCGGAGCGCCAGGAGGUCCUCGACUACUUCCGCAACUCCCCGGACUGCAGCACGCUCUUUCUCUCCAAAAUUGGCGACACGUCGCUGGACCUGCCCGAAGCAACCGUCCUGAUUCAGAUAUCGGCGCAAUACGGCUCGCGGCGCCAGGAAGCCCAGCGCCUGGGCCGGGUCUUGCGGGCGAAGCGUCGCAACGAAGAGGGCUUCAACGCCUUCUUCUACUCCCUCGUGUCCAAGGAUACGGUCGAGAUGGUGUACUCGGCCAAGCGGCAGGUCUUUCUCGUGGACCAGGGCUACGCGUUCCGCGUGAUCACGCAGCUGAAGAACAUCGAAGACAUGCCUGGCCUGGCCUAUGCCACGCCGCAGGCCAGGCGCGAGCUGCUGCGGCAGGUCUUGGCGGAGGCGGAGAGCAGCUCGUGGAGGGCGGAGGAGGAGAAGGAAGCCGCGGGUCUGCUGGCGGAUGGAAAUAUGUUCUACAGCCGAGAGGGCCGGCCGGCGGCGCGGCAGGGAGGUUCGAAGGCGGGCCCAACGGCGGGACGCAUAUCAAGCGCAGUCAGCGGCGGCCGGGAUAUGACUUACCAUGAUCAAAAGAAACGCGCAAAUAAGGUCUUCACAGAGCAAAAGAAGGCGCCGCACAGCAACUUUUUUAAGGCCAUUGCGAGAGAGAAGGAACGGCGGAAGAAACAGGUUGACCACGGAUCCUCUGCCUGAGGGGGCCAGUAGCCCGUCCAAGAAUGCGAGACACUU
Molecule: messenger RNA, 2523 nt
Organism: Thermothielavioides terrestris NRRL 8126
Lineage: Eukaryota; Fungi; Ascomycota; Sordariomycetes; Sordariales; Chaetomiaceae
Exons: 2
Coding region: 1-2487 (828 amino acids)
Biological process (GO): nucleotide-excision repair; transcription initiation at RNA polymerase II promoter
Cellular component (GO): transcription factor TFIIH holo complex; nucleotide-excision repair factor 3 complex; transcription preinitiation complex
Molecular function (GO): 3'-5' DNA helicase activity; hydrolase activity; ATP binding
Source: RefSeq, a predicted model, not a curated record